Messenger RNA from Argiope bruennichi, 816 nucleotides. RefSeq lists its product as uncharacterized. The coding region runs from base 1 to 816 and encodes 271 amino acids. Gene Ontology annotation, biological process: telomere maintenance; DNA repair. The transcript has a single exon. NCBI's taxonomy places the organism in Eukaryota, Metazoa, Arthropoda, Arachnida, Araneae, Araneidae. Gene Ontology annotation, molecular function: DNA helicase activity. The record is from RefSeq and is a predicted model, not a curated record.
AUGAAUCGUGAACUGCAGUACAGUACUGUAGAAAUGGCAGCGAUUGUUGCCCGCAAUGUCCCACUAAUGAAUGAGGAACAAAGAACCAUUUAUGAUCGCAUUAUGCUCGCAGUUUCAGCUGGACAAGGUGGGUUCUUCUUUUUGGAUACACCGGGUGGAACUGGCAAUACAUUCGUUAUUUCGCUAAUUCUUGCUGAAAUACGAUCAAAUAAUGGCAUCGCAUUGGCCGUUGCAUCAUCGGGCAUUGCAGCAACUUUAUUGGAUGGAGGUAGAACAGCUCAUUCAGUAUUUAAGCUGCCACUAAAUAUUCAGAAUAACCCUGACGCAGUAUGCAACAUUAAGAAACAAUCGUCCAUGGCCACUGUGCUGAAACGGUGUAAAAUUAUUAUUUGGGAUGAAUGUACUAUGGCACACAAACAUUCACUUGAGGCGUUGAACAGGACAUUGAAAGAUAUUAAAAACAGUGACAAACCAUUUGGCGGAACUCUGUUGGUCCUUUCAGGUGAUUUCAGACAAACACUUCCAGUCAUUCCACGUUCAACAUACGCUGAUGAGAUCAACGCUUGCUUAAAAUCAUCUCCAUUGUGGCGUAAUGUUGAAAAAUUACAGCUAAAAAUAAAUAUGCGCGUUCAAAUGCUUCAAGAUCCAUCCGCUGAAACAUUUUCAAAACAACUCUUAGAUAUCGGUGAUGAAAAAGUUGCUAUAGAUGAAACUGGAUACGUAAAAUUACCGACCGAUUUCUGCACAAUCGCUGAUUCGCAAGAUACUCUCAUUGAACAAAUAUUUCCCGAUGUACACACAGUACAUAAAUCAUGA